This is a messenger RNA of Fukomys damarensis (Damara mole-rat), 1314 nucleotides long. RefSeq names its product olfactory receptor 10C1-like. Bases 194 to 1222 code for a protein of 342 amino acids. Gene Ontology annotation, molecular function: olfactory receptor activity; G protein-coupled receptor activity. The transcript has 2 exons. The record is from RefSeq and is a predicted model, not a curated record. Gene Ontology annotation, cellular component: membrane. Gene Ontology annotation, biological process: G protein-coupled receptor signaling pathway. NCBI's taxonomy places the organism in Eukaryota, Metazoa, Chordata, Mammalia, Rodentia, Bathyergidae.
CCAUGCGGGAGCACAGCGCAGGUCUUCCGUGCAGGCUGUGAGGAUGCUUGGUCAUUUCCUAACUUCUUGAACCUUGGAUUUGCAGGUUGGAAAUCGCUCUCCCUGCCUCACGAACGUUCUCGAAGGGCCUAAGGCUCGCUUCCCUCCUCUGGGAGAGCCCUUCUGAGUUCUCCGCUCUUCUCUUUUCCGGGCCAUGAGUCUGAAUUGCUCCUCGUGGCCGGAGAACGGCGCGUCUGUCACACGUUUUGCCUUUGCCAAGUUCUCCGAGGCCGCGGAGCAGUGUUUCCUGCUGUUCGCCCUGGUCCUGCUCAUGUUCCUAGCUUCGCUGACGGGCAACGCCCUCAUAGCCCUGGCCAUCCGCACCAACGCCGCCCUGCACACCCCCAUGUACUUCUUCCUGGCCAACCUGUCUCUCCUGGAGAUCGGCUACACGGCCUCGGUGGUACCGCAGAUGCUGCAGAGCCUGCUGAGCCGGGCCCCGGCCGUCUCCCGCGAGGCCUGUGCCACGCAGAUGUUCUUCUUCACGCUUUUCGGUAUCAGCGAGUGCUGCCUUCUGGCAGCCAUGGCUUUCGACCGCUACACGGCCAUAUGCGCCCCGCUUCACUACGCGGCUCGGAUGAGCCGGGGGGUGUGCGCCCGCCUGGCCGCGGCCUCCUGGGGGGUGGGAUGCACGGUGGGCUUGGGCCAGACCAGUUUUAUCUUCUCCCUGGACUUCUGUGGGCCCUGUGAGAUAGACCACCUCUUCUGCGACCUCCCGCCGAUCCUGGCCCUGGCCUGCGGGGACACAUCCCGGAACGAGGCUUUGGUCUUCGUGGCCGCUGCGCUUUGCAUCUCCAGCCCGUUUUCCCUGAUCAUCGCCUCCUACGCCCGCAUUCUGGCUUCGGUGAUGGCCGCGCCCUCUCCUGAGGGCCGCCGCAAAGCCCUCUCCACCUGCUCGUCCCACCUGCUCGUGGUGACCCUCUUCUACGGCUCAGGGUCCGUCACCUACCUGAGACCCAAGGCCAGCCGCUCGCCAGGCACGGAUAAACUGCUGGCCCUCUUCUACACGGUGGUGACGUCCGUGCUCAACCCCAUCAUCUACAGUUUGCGGAACAAAGAGGUGAAGGCGGCUCUCGGGAGGACUCUGGGAGGCAGGAAAGCUGGGACCCGGGGACAGGCACCGCGGCCCCGCAGACCCGCUCGCGGGAGGACAUGCGGCGCCAGAGCGCGAGCGGACGACUGAAGCUUCUCCCAGAAGGGUCGCUGUCCCUUCCGCAUCUUCCUGGGCUCGGCUAUUCGCUGGUUGCGAAUUCUGCAGGGAAGUUGAUUGCUAAA